Messenger RNA from Cajanus cajan (pigeon pea), 1452 nucleotides. It is a transcript of the gene ATSEC20, whose product is annotated as Sec20 family protein. Gene Ontology annotation, biological process: retrograde vesicle-mediated transport, Golgi to endoplasmic reticulum. Lineage: Eukaryota; Viridiplantae; Streptophyta; Magnoliopsida; Fabales; Fabaceae. The record is from RefSeq and is a predicted model, not a curated record. Gene Ontology annotation, cellular component: endoplasmic reticulum; SNARE complex. Gene Ontology annotation, molecular function: SNAP receptor activity.
GUUUUUAGAAUUGUAAAUUCCUUCCAAAAGAAAACGAAAACAAAGAAUCGCCCUCGCUCUCGCUCUCGCUCGAGGUUCGCUGGUUCUCGGUUCGACAUUCGCUCCUUGAGCUCACUCUUUCUCUGAUCCUAUCAAACAGGGCAAAGCAAGAACACAACAGCAUCAGACAGUGCUUAGGGUAAAACAACAGUGAUGGACAAGGUCGUGGAGGAGGUGGAAAAGUUGAAGAAGGAAUGGGACGAAACAUACACCAAAACGCAGGAGCACAUUGAGGCAAUCGGAGAGUACGGAAAAUCAGGAAGAGCAAAGGAGGAGAAAAAUUCGCUUGCUAGGUUGAAUGGGAUUGCUCAGGAUGGCUUGGCACUCCUUUCUUCUUUCCUCUUCACCCUCGAUCUUCUCGCUCCUCAGUUGCCCUCUGAACAAGAAGUCCAAUCUGCUCGUGCCUUGCUUCAAUCCUGGAAAACCCUAACUCAAAGUUUGCGGUUAAAUCUGAGGAACGCCAAUCUGCAAGCAAAGGCUAACUUGAGGAAAGCUGCUCAGGAGGAGAGAGAACUACUUCUAGGUGGUGGAGAAGAGUCCACAGUUCGCAGACGCAAUUUACAGACAAAAGCUGGAAUGACAUCUGCCGCAGAAAGCAUCACAGAGAGCCUUCGUCGAACCCGUCAAUUGAUGGUUCAGGAGGUUGAAAGAAACACAACCACACUCAUGACUCUUGAUGAAUCAACUGGAGUGUUAAAAAAGGCUGAAAGUGAAUAUAAAGGACACCGCUCGUUGUUGAUGAGAACCCGAAACCUUCUCUCCACAAUGCAACGUCAAGAUGUCAUAGACAGGGUGAUUCUUGGGGUUGGCUUUUUGUUAUUCUCCCUUGCUGUUCUUUAUGUUGUUUCCAAGCGGAUUGGAAUACUUGCGUUGCAAAGAAAGGUUACUGAUGCCAUAAAAGCUGGUAUGGUGGGACAGGCAGAGCUAAGACCCCAAGCUGUUGUAGAUGACGUGAAUCUUCAUCAUGUCAGAGGCGAUCGAGUUCAUAAUACAGAAGCUCCUUUAGAACAAAGAAUACAUGAUGAACUAUGAAUCUAUGAUGCCUUUCUAAGCCAUAGUAUCGUGUUGUCUGUGUUUAUUUACAUUAAAAGAGAUCCCAAAAACUUCAGCAUCCUCCUAGUUGCUUUAGAAAUGACAGAAGUAAAAGUUUUGCUAUCUUGAGAGUUAGAAAAGCUUUUAUUACCUGUUUUAGAAGUGUGAUUAGGAGCAUUAUUGGCUGAUCUGUUAUAAUGAAUUAAAAAAUUCCUUUCUGUGGUUAUUUAGUUUACGCCACAGGCUUUUCAGCAUGAGCAAGCUCAUAAUUGUUGACGAGCUGUCUCUAGCUGCUUUUUCAUUGUACCGAUGCUUGUCUCGUACACAUCAACUAUAUUUAAGAUCUGAAACUGACAUGAAAUUUUGCGAAGCAUUAUACAA